CUCUUUAUAAAGUGGCGGCGCCGGCUGCUGCGAGUCUCUUGUGUGAGGAGCGGGGCCUCGUGCGGCGCAGCAUGGCGGACUACCUGAUCAGCGGGGGCACCUCCUACAUCCCGGACGACGGCCUCACCGCCCAGCAGCUCUUCGGGGCAGGGGAUGGGCUGACAUACAACGACUUUCUUAUUCUUCCCGGGUACAUAGACUUCACAGCAGAUCAGGUGGACCUCACCUCUGCCCUGACCAAGAAAUUAACCAUUAAAACCCCGCUAGUGUCGUCCCCAAUGGAUACAGUAACAGAAGCAAACAUGGCCAUCGCUAUGGCGCUGACUGGUGGCAUUGGAGUCAUACAUCACAACUGCACCCCUGAGUUCCAAGCUAAUGAAGUCCGAAAAGUGAAAAAAUACGAGCAAGGAUUCAUUACCGAUCCUGUGGUGCUGAGCCCCACGCAUCGGGUACGAGACGUGUUUGAGGCGAAGGCCCGGCAUGGCUUUUGUGGGAUCCCUAUCACAGACAAUGGGAAGAUGGGGAGUAAACUAGUGGGAAUCAUAUCCUCCAGGGAUAUUGACUUCCUUAAACCGGAGGAGCACGACGUGCCCCUGAGCGAGAUCAUGACCAGAAGGGAAGAUCUGGUCGUCGCUACGGCCGGCGUCACACUGAAAGAAGCAAACGAAAUCCUCCAGAGAAGUAAAAAAGGCAAAUUGCCGAUCGUUAACCAGAAUGAUGAGCUUGUGGCCAUUAUUGCUCGGACAGACCUGAAGAAGAACAGGGACUACCCACUGGCUUCUAAGGAUUCCAAGAAACAGCUGCUCUGCGGCGCCGCCAUAGGAACCCAUGAGGAUGAUAAAUAUCGUCUGGAUCUUCUUGUGCAGGCCGGAGUGGACGCAGUGGUCUUGGAUUCUUCUCAAGGAAACUCCAUAUAUCAGAUAAAUAUGAUCAAGUACAUCAAAGAGAAGUAUGAAGAUCUCCAGGUGAUCGCAGGAAACGUGGUCACCGCCGCACAAGCAAAGAACUUGAUUGACGCUGGAGCUGAUGCACUGAGGGUGGGAAUGGGAAGUGGAUCCAUCUGCAUAACGCAAGAAGCUGCUCCAACGAUCCCUCCAGACCUAAAGUCUCACAGCCCCAAAUGCCCCUCUAGUGUGACAGGCUCCUAUAUCUUGGCGUGUGGGAGGCCUCAGGCCACGGCUGUGUACAAAGUUUCCGAAUACGCAAGAAGGUUUGGGGUGCCGGUCAUUGCCGACGGUGGGAUUCAGACAGUUGGACACAUUGCAAAGGCGCUGGCCCUCGGUGCCUCCACAGUGAUGAUGGGCUCCUUGUUGGCAGCGACCACAGAAGCUCCAGGUGAAUAUUUCUUCUCGGAUGGCAUACGGCUGAAGAAGUACCGCGGUAUGGGCUCACUGGACGCCAUGGACAAGAACGUGAGCAGCCAAAAGAGAUAUUUCAGUGAGGCGGAUAAGAUUAAAGUGGCCCAGGGUGUGUCCGGUGCUGUACAGGACAAAGGAUCCAUUCACAAGUUUAUCCCAUAUUUGAUUGCUGGCAUCCAGCAUUCCUGCCAGGACAUAGGCGCAAAAAGUUUAAUGCAAGUCAGGGCGAUGAUGUAUUCCGGUGAGCUCAAGUUUGAGAAGAGAACCAGGUCUGCUCAGGUGGAGGGAGGCGUCCAUGGUCUUCACUCAUAUGAAAAGAGACUCUUCUAAAGUUGCCGAGCCUCAUCGUCUGCCACCGUCCACAGCACAGAAUGUAGCCUCUGCCCGAAUCGCAUGUCCUCUGCUGUGGAGAUCAUCACAGCUGCCUUUUCGACCCUGUGUUCAUAGCAAGGGAUUCUGGGAAAUACUGUUCAUUGUCCUCACUACUGCGUCUGGAGUUUUGCAAUAAAAAUGUAAAAUCUUC
Molecule: messenger RNA, 1881 nt
Organism: Bufo gargarizans (Asiatic toad)
Lineage: Eukaryota; Metazoa; Chordata; Amphibia; Anura; Bufonidae
Gene: IMPDH2
Product: inosine monophosphate dehydrogenase 2
Exons: 15
Coding region: 72-1688 (538 amino acids)
Biological process (GO): GTP biosynthetic process
Cellular component (GO): cytoplasm
Molecular function (GO): IMP dehydrogenase activity
Source: RefSeq, a predicted model, not a curated record